CCACUGUACACGCUCCAGACUCCAGACUCCACUCUCCACAGCCAAAAACCCCACCGCAUAUUCUCCCAUCUCCUCCGUCCAUUCCUCCACGUAACCCCGCCACAACGCACGCGCCACACCUGCAAGUACCAUUCCCAAUUGGCUGACCCCUAUGAACCUCCGCCGACACCGUAUUCACUUUCCCUCUCCCCACUGUAUGGUAGAAACUUCCCGUUGGCGCGAGGAAAACGAUAGCGUCGAUCCCACUCUAUUCCUCCAAAAAACCAGGACUAAACAACGCCCAUAGUAAACAUAAGGAAACAAUAACAGAUCCAGUCUAGACAGCCUUGCAAUCCGUAUUAAGUUUAUCUGCACGCACACGCGCAUUAACCAUUGCCAGUUCGUUUCUCUGAGUCAUUUUCACGAACACUGACAGGCUCCUUAUAUCUCUCCUCGGAUUUGCGCCACCGGAGAAGCUUCGUUGCAGUAUUUGAAAUGCUUUUCUAAUCGAUUCAUACUUGGUUUUUUUUUUGUGAAGCGUUGUUGAGUGUUUCGGAUUUUUUAGAGGAAUGGACGGUACCGACGGAACAGUGAGAUUGGGAGCGCUGAACCUGAAGGCGGCUCGGGGCUUGGAUUUGGAUCCAGAUGUGUCGGUUUCGUCGCCGGUGACUAGACAGAAGGCUGCUGCCGCCAAGCAGUUCAUUGAGAACCAUUACAAGAACCACUUGCAAGGGUUACAGGAUCGUAUGGAGAGACGUCGAGCUCUUCAAAAGAGGGCACAAGAAGCUCAAAUUCCAACUGAGGAGCAAGAGGAGAUGCUGAGGAAUCUGGAGCGUAGGGAAACUGAAUACAUGAGGCUACAAAGACGGAAAAUUGGAAUUGAUGAUUUUGAACAAUUAACUGCAAUUGGAAAAGGUGCAUUUGGAGAGGUUAGAUUAUGCCGUGCCAAAAAUACAGGAGAGAUAUUUGCAAUGAAGAAAUUAAAGAAAUCAGACAUGCUUAGCCGUGGACAGGUUGAGCAUGUCCGAUCUGAGAGAAACCUACUUGCAGAGGUUGAUAGCCGAUGCAUUGUAAAACUGUUCUAUUCUUUUCAAGAUUCUGAUUUCUUAUACCUUAUCAUGGAGUAUUUGCCUGGUGGUGACAUUAUGACACUACUGAUGAGAGAAGAUAUUUUGUCUGAAGAAGUAACGCGUUUUUACAUUGCGGAAAGCAUUUUGGCUAUUCAUUCAAUUCAUCAACACAAUUACAUUCAUAGGGACAUCAAACCUGAUAACCUGAUACUAGACAAAAAUGGUCACUUAAAGCUUUCAGAUUUUGGUCUGUGUAAGCCCCUAGAUGAUAAAUAUUCAUCAAUUUUGUUGGAGGAUGAUGAUAUUACCUCUGAGGAGUCAACCAUUAAUGCUGAAGCCCAGUCUGGUUCUGGUCAAGCUCCUUGGUUGAUGCCAAAGGAACAAUUACAACGAUGGAAGCGCAAUCGCCGCGCAUUGGCCUAUUCAACUGUUGGGACUCUUGAUUACAUGGCACCCGAAGUCUUACUAAAGAAGGGAUAUGGGAUGGAAUGCGAUUGGUGGUCGCUUGGUGCAAUCAUGUAUGAGAUGCUCAUAGGCUAUCCUCCCUUCUGUUCUGAUGAUCCCCGGAUCACCUGCCGCAAGAUAGUUAAUUGGAGAACCUGCCUUAAACUCCCUGAGGAUCCAAAAAUAUCAAAUGAAGCUAGGGAUUUGAUUUGGCACCUGCUCUGUGAUGUUGAAACAAGACUAGGGACCAGGGGAGUAGAAGAACUGAAGGGACAUCCUUGGUUCAGAGGCGUUCAGUGGGAGAAGCUGUAUGAAAUGGAAGCUGCUUAUAAACCCAUGGUUAAUGGAGACUUGGACACUCAGAAUUUUGAGAAGUUUCCUGAAUUAGAAGGUUCACCCUCUACAAUACCAGAAGUGGGGCCUUGGAGGAAGAUGUUGACAUCAAAAGAUAUGAAUUUCAUAGGAUUCACUUUCAAAAAGUCAGAUGUUCUUAAAUCACUUGAGAGCUCAGGAACAGACAUGAGAUCCAAUGGACCUCCUAAAGCCCCAUCUCUGGUUUCCUUGCUAGACCAAAUUGGUAUUCAGGAAACAGCAAUACCAGAGGGUGGUGAGCAGAAGCAGGAAAGUUGAUUUGAGCUUCUGUGUUUGCUUCUGUUGAGGCUCGAGGGUAGUUUUUCCUAUUCAAGUUGUAAUCUGCAGAAGACAUUCUCAAACAAGACUGAAUUUGACAAGAAUUGCUGCACGAAGACACUAAUAAAGUGAAUGCAAGAAAACAGCACGUCAUCUUGACCCCUGUUCUUCAGGUCGUUGUCCAGACUUUGAGAAUAAGAGCUACCAUAAAGCUGAAAAGUAUGUUAGAAAUCCAUUCUGAACUCCAUUCUUUUCUCUUCAUGUAAAUCCAGUAUUAACAGCCGAUCAAGUAAAUGCAUUUUUUUUUUCAAUCAUGGGUUGCACAAUGGACCCUCCUCCACCCCUUAACCCACCCUAUCCACAUGAAUUCUUUCAAUAGAUCAUUCAAAAUUUGGAAUUCAUGUCUCAAAAUGAGAAAAAGUAUUAUAUCAUGCACAACGUUUCACAUGCAUCUCCACCAACUUGCUUGGCAUGAUUCUGCUUUCCACUAGCUGCUUGUCCAGAUGCAUUGCUUUGAUGGAUCUGUUAUCUCGACCCUCUAAACUUUAUUUGUUAAUUUGUUUCUUCUCAGAAACCAAGAAAGAAUAUUUCUUCUC
Rubroshorea leprosula is the source of this 2719-nucleotide messenger RNA. The record is from the annotation of a GenBank genome assembly. Lineage: Eukaryota; Viridiplantae; Streptophyta; Magnoliopsida; Malvales; Dipterocarpaceae.